Batrachochytrium dendrobatidis JAM81 is the source of this 519-nucleotide messenger RNA. RefSeq lists its product as uncharacterized. The transcript is spliced from 3 exons. The record is from RefSeq and is a predicted model, not a curated record. NCBI's taxonomy places the organism in Eukaryota, Fungi, Chytridiomycota, Chytridiomycetes, Rhizophydiales. The coding region runs from base 1 to 519 and encodes 172 amino acids.
AUGACAAUCGACGAGCAACAACCAGACCAACCAAAACAUGUUCUCCAACAAUACAAAAAGCCAGUUGUAGGGUUACUUGCAUUAGUAGGACUUGGAUUCAUGAUCAGAACUGUUCGUCGUCGAGCAGCCAAUAACAGAUUGUUUGAUCAAACUAUUGCACAAAACUCGGUUUUGAAUCCACGUCAUGGAGCUUACAUUUUUGCUAUUCAGACAUUCACAACAGCGACAACGCUUGUUGGAUGCGCUGCAGUGGCAAUCAGCAUGACAGUAGCUUCGGUCAUGAACGUUAAUUCUUUUCAAGAAUUCUCGGUUGCUAUACGAAGUUUUACACAGGAAAAAGUUCCUUGGCUGCAGGUUUCAGGAGAUGAAGAUUCACCCGAGAAUAUUCAAUCCACAAAAGAGUUUAUGGAAGAGUUGGCGCGAGAGUACGAGAUUGACGAGGAAGGGUAUAAAGAAACUCCUACAAAUCUGUUUUUGAAAAGCAUAGUCAAGAAGGAGAUGGGUCCGCUGGUGAAAUAA